Molecule: messenger RNA, 1022 nt
Organism: Manihot esculenta (cassava)
Lineage: Eukaryota; Viridiplantae; Streptophyta; Magnoliopsida; Malpighiales; Euphorbiaceae
Product: 21 kDa protein
Exons: 1
Coding region: 68-706 (212 amino acids)
Biological process (GO): negative regulation of catalytic activity
Molecular function (GO): enzyme inhibitor activity
Source: RefSeq, a predicted model, not a curated record
ACACGCCAAUCCCAAAGGGGCAACUCGCUCAGGUCAUACUCGAGAAAAAAACAAAAGCACGGUGAAAAUGGAAACGCAAUUGCAAACACAACGGCCUCUUCUACUCUCUCUACUCUUUGCCACCUUACUCCUCCACCUCCAGUCAUUCGCGGCGGUAGCUUCUCACGGCCCCGCCUCGCAAUCUAACAGCACGGAUUACAUCCGUUCAAGCUGCGUCGCGACACUGUAUCCUGAAAUCUGCUUCACUUCCCUUUCCCGUUAUGCCAGUGCUGUCCAGCAAAAUCCGGCCCGUCUAGCUCGAGUCGCCAUAGGCGUAAGCCUUUCGAGAGCCAGACGCAUGACCGCCUACGUCUCUAACCUCUCCCGCCAAGCUGACUACGGCUCCGACCAUCGCGCAGCCGCAGCUCUACACGACUGCUUCUCCAACUUUGGAGAUGCUGUAGACGAGAUCCGAGGCUCGCUUAAGCAGAUGCGACAGCUCGGAGCAGCAGGAUCUUCGGCAGAGGCAUUUAGGUUCCAAAUGAGCAACGUGCAAACGUGGAUGAGCGCUGCUUUGACGGACGAAGAAACUUGUACGGACGGGUUCGAGGAUGUUCCGGAAGGGCCGGUGAAAUCUGAAGUGUGUGAGCGCGCGGCAGACGUGAAAAAGUUUACAAGUAAUGCGCUAGCUCUGGUGAAUAGUUACGCUGCGAAAGGAAUAGCUUGAGUAAUUAAGCUUGAUAAGUGUGAUUUUGAUUUCCAUUGGUAGUUAAAGAUCAGUCGUAUCGUGUGAGUGUAAUACAUGUUAGGAAGUAAAAAGAGAUGUUUGGUAUUGAGUUUUAGUUAGUCCGUGUGAUGUAUAUCUAGUCGAUUUUGCAGUUGCUGUUUGGUGUGGUAGUUCCUUCUUUUCCUCACUGAAAGAAGAAAGAAAAUGGAGGGAAUUAAGCUUUCUUUUCUUUUUCCCUCGAGUUGUAACAGAGUUUAAUGAGAUGGUUAGACUCAGAGUAACUUGAUGUGUAGAAAUUCAGAGUUAACUUUCACAA